Leptinotarsa decemlineata (Colorado potato beetle) is the source of this 690-nucleotide messenger RNA. RefSeq names its product RNA-binding protein 6 (gene Rbp6). Gene Ontology annotation, biological process: regulation of translation. Gene Ontology annotation, cellular component: cytoplasm. NCBI's taxonomy places the organism in Eukaryota, Metazoa, Arthropoda, Insecta, Coleoptera, Chrysomelidae. Gene Ontology annotation, molecular function: mRNA binding. The record is from RefSeq and is a predicted model, not a curated record.
GCUUACGAGAAUACUUCAGUAAAUACGGGGACAUAACAGAAGUAAUGGUGAUGAAAGAUCCAGCAACGAGGCGGUCUAGCAUGGCGACAGGCUCAAAUGGGGUGGUCUACUCAAUGGAUAUGGCCGUUCCCAUUAGCACCCCCAGGGGUUUCGGAUUUAUCACCUUCACCGAUCCAGCUAGCGUUGAUAAAGUUCUGGCACAAGGCACUCAUGAACUCGACGGCAAGAAGAUCGAUCCCAAAGUAGCAUUUCCAAGAAGAGCACAUCCAAAGUGACAACAACAUGCACAUUUCUAAGCCAUUUGACGGAAUCGUAAGUUCAAAAGUUCCAGUAAUCGGUUACUAACCUUUUUGAGGAAUAAUAAAUUGCACUAACAGGAACAUCCACGUUCCUCCGACACGGCAUACUUCAAGGUGGAUAAAAUCGUUAAACGAGAAUGGUGACAAGACAUCAAGGAAGGGUAAAACCAGAUCGAACUCUAACCCGUUCGUUUCCUUUAGAGUACAACGAGAAAACUCACGCCAAAUUUCAAUUAGGAACACCGAUUAAGUGAGCUCCGUUUAUGAACAAAAUAAGUAUAUUCAACUCCCACAUAAAUCUUCUGUUACAAUAGCGUUGUAGGAUUUGGUUCACCAACCCACAAUGUUGUUAAAUAGGCGGAGGAAAACAUGUGAAUUUGGGACAUGCACA